Messenger RNA from Batrachochytrium dendrobatidis JAM81, 1377 nucleotides. RefSeq lists its product as uncharacterized. Gene Ontology annotation, molecular function: aspartic-type endopeptidase activity. The coding region runs from base 1 to 1377 and encodes 458 amino acids. The transcript is spliced from 4 exons. Lineage: Eukaryota; Fungi; Chytridiomycota; Chytridiomycetes; Rhizophydiales. Gene Ontology annotation, biological process: proteolysis. The record is from RefSeq and is a predicted model, not a curated record.
AUGCUGAUUACUCUAGAAUGCGUUAUACUUGCGUUACAGACGGUUGCUGCAGUUCGACUUGCAUUAGAAUCACCUUCUGGAACUUCCAGUCAAUCAAGCAAUAGGCUGUCAAAACGAUCACCUGUUGAAUUGGGUGGUGAUGCUUAUCAAUGUUACACAAUGAAAUUUAAUGUUCACGGAACUGAUUUGAAUUUACGAGUCGAUUCAGCAAUGUCUGAUAUAAUCGUACCACUUCCUAGUUCAAGCAGCGAUAUAGGCUUGGCUCCGCAACACACUCCAAGUGGGGAACCCGUUACUAUAGGUUACAAAGGCAAAGAGUAUAAAGGAGUUACAUCUACAGCCGUUGUGACGAUUCCGGGUACUAGGAUAACUGACAUCAGUUUACCAAUACUAGCAGUUAGAAAACAAUCGGCAGAUCUAGUUGGUAUUAGUUCAAAUUUUGAUGGAGUAUUUGGGUUUGCCUAUUCCUCGUUGUCAAAGCAUCAUCCACCAGCCACUGCGAUGGAUGUUUUGUACACCAGUGAUGUCAUUCCCAGUAACGAGAUUGGCAUUCAACUAUGUCCGUAUGAAAUGAUUUCAGAUAGCUUCAUCAAUAUAGGAAACACGGACGUAACUGCAAAAUGCGGAACGAAUGGAAGAAGUGUUGCAUGGGUACAAUCACCAUCAGACGAUUAUUUUACUGUCAACAUCAAGAGUAUACUAGUCAAUGGCAAACGAGUGGAGCUGCCUGCUGGAUUCCAAAAAAAGGUGGAACAUGGACGUACUUUGUACUCCGUUAUGGAAACAUGCUUUACAUAUAUGCAAUUUCCUAAAGUAGUCGUGGCUGCGUUGGUUGAUGCCAUUGUUGAUAGCAAUGCAAUUGCUAUUGACAUUUUUAAUUUUAAAUACAGGCUCAAUAAUCUGCAGAUUGAAAACCUAUAUUGGAAAAACCAUUUAAUGCCUGAAAAAUACUUUAGUAUCAAUUGGGGCAAGCUGCCGUCGCUUUCGAUUGUAAUGCAUGCUGAAACUCCCGUGACUGAUGACAACUACAACUCUGUUGUAACAAUCAGACUGGGUCCUAGAGACUAUAUACAGAGAGUUGAUUCUAAAAAUUUUGUGUUUGCUAUAAAAGCUGGUCUAAAUGACAAAGCAACUCUUGGCAUGUCAUUUAUGAGCCGACUUGGAUUGACAUUUGAUCGAGCACAUACACGCAUUGGGUUUGGUGCUGGAUGUGGAUGCGAAGUCUCGACUAGCAAAUAUCCUACUAUUUUAAAUAGUGAUCAAGUGCUCUGGCCAUUACCACGUGUUAGAUUGCCUAAACCAACUACUUCAGGUUCAGAUGGCACAUUUAUUCGCAGAAGGAAAUCAAAAACUACACGAUCAAGUAGUCGUACCUGA